Molecule: messenger RNA, 1686 nt
Organism: Chlorella variabilis
Lineage: Eukaryota; Viridiplantae; Chlorophyta; Trebouxiophyceae; Chlorellales; Chlorellaceae
Exons: 9
Coding region: 1-1686 (561 amino acids)
Biological process (GO): mismatch repair
Cellular component (GO): mismatch repair complex
Molecular function (GO): ATP-dependent DNA damage sensor activity; ATP binding; ATP hydrolysis activity
Source: RefSeq, a predicted model, not a curated record
AUGGCCGCCCAACCGCACGCCACUGGGCUGCCCGGGCCGCUGGCGCGCAUCCAUUCCCGCGCAGCAGCCAUAGUUCGAGCGGGAUCCGUGGUCAGCGCACCGUCUCAGGCCGCCGUGGAGCUGCUUGCCAACAGCAUUGAUUCGGCAGCAACAGAAGUGCACCUGGAGCUGGACAUCGCAGACUGGGGCCUGCGCGUGCAGGACAACGGGCGCGGCAUCCCCGCUACGAGGCUGGGGCUGCUGGGCCGCCGCUUUGCCGCCACCCCGCUGCCGGCAGCGCGGCCCACACUCGGCUACCGCGGCGAGGCGCUGGCUGCCCUGUGUGCGGCUGCACAGGAGGUGGAGGUGGUAAGCCGCGCAAUGGACAGCUUUGAAACUCACCGCGUGCUACUGCGCAGCGGCCAGGUGGUAGAGCAGGGCCUGGCGCUGGACCAGAGCAGCAGGCAGGGCACCUGCGUUACCAUUCGUGGCCUGUUUUUCAACCAGCCAGUGCGGCGUAAAGCAUUGCUGACUGCGGGGCUGCAGCGAGAGGUGGACCGGUGCAAGCAGGCGGUGAUACAGCUGGCGCUGCUGCGGUCCCACAUUACCUUCACCUGUUUUGACCGUGGGCGCAAGGCAUUCCUCCUGCGCCUGCUCAAGGCACGUGGCCGCUCACAGGAGCAAACCGUGGGCGAGUACCUGGGGCAUCAUCGGGAGCACAUAGCCGUCGUGCAGCCAGUGCCAGGUGCCUUGCACGCCGUCAGUGGUUAUGCAGCGCUGCCGCCACAAGGCCACUCCAAUGCCAGCCGCCAGCUGCUGCUGCUGAAUGGACGCAGCAUCAACGCCCCUGCGAUCUCUAGGCUGGUGACGGCGCUGUUUCAGCAGCUCUACAGGCCCAACAUGCGGCUAGAGAACGUGCAGGGUGAGGAGUUGCAGCAGUUGCACCAAGCCGCCAAUCGGCAUGCCGCCUUUGUCCUGCAGAUCAGCUGCAAGGCGGACGAGUAUGAGCUCGCCCAUGAGGCCGACGGACAUGUUGCACACUUUCUUAGCUGGGAGCCGCUGCUGAAGGCCCUCAAGCCGUCGGCGCUGAUGCGGUCCGACCUAGCAGCGGGCAGAGCCUUGCAGCAGGUGCAAUGCAAGUUCAUCCCAGUGAUGUGCGGAAGCCUGCUGGCGCUGGUGGACCAGCAUGCAGCAGAUGAGCGGGUACAGCUGGAGCUGCUGCGUGACCACUUGCUGGGGCCGGGUGGGCAGCCCUGGCAGGUGCACAGCAAGAUUCUGCGGGCACCACUGCCUCUGGGCCUGACGGAUGUCGAGGGGCAGCUGCUGGAGGCAUACCAACACAAGCUCUACCUACACCAUCUACAAGACACUUGCGGCUCAGGUGGCCUACCAGCGGCCGUGAUCCGUGUGCUCAAUUCCAAGGCGUGCCGUGGUGCAAUCAUGUUUGGCGACAGGCUGAGCCAGGCGGAGUGUCAGGAGCUGCUGAACAGCCUGAAGCAGACGCGGCUGUGCUUCAGUUGUGCCCACGGCAGGCCCACCAUGGUGCCAGUUGUGAGUCUGCAUCUAUUGAAACAAGCGCUGCAGUUACGCCAGAAACUUCAGCCGCCGCGCGACAUUGGAGGGGCCAGCGGCAAGGCAGCGGGGCAGUUGGGCUAUCACGCUGAGCUGGCGGCUUUGAAAAGCAAGCUGCAGCACCUGGUGCGCUAA